Molecule: messenger RNA, 1599 nt
Organism: Arxiozyma heterogenica
Lineage: Eukaryota; Fungi; Ascomycota; Saccharomycetes; Saccharomycetales; Saccharomycetaceae
Exons: 1
Coding region: 1-1599 (532 amino acids)
Cellular component (GO): mitochondrion
Molecular function (GO): ATP binding; ATP hydrolysis activity
Source: RefSeq, a predicted model, not a curated record
AUGUCGAGGGGUAAUGGAUUGAUUCUUCAAAUAUCUAAUGCUCUUUUCAGAUCUUCAUUAAAUAAAAAAUCGCCUCCUGUAUUCAAGGUUCCAAUACAAAAUCUGACGAUUAAUAGAAAUGAAAAAUGGGUCAUUUGGGGUCCAGGCAAAUCAAAAUUAAUUGAUAUUUUAAGCAACAAAUUUUUGUGUGAUCCACCUUUGGGAUUCCGUUGGAUUAUUUCAAAAGAGCCUAAAAUCGAACAAGUUCAAUUUAAAGGUGUUAUUCCCACAGCACAUUUAGGCGCACGCUAUGAAUACUUCAAAGAUGAAUUUGACCAGACUUGUAAGCAGUUCAUUUUAGAUAACUCUAUUGGAUCUAACAAUGUAAGUUAUUCUGUGGAAACAACUAAUCGUCAUGUUGACAUGUCCUUAUAUGAGAAGUUGGUAGAUGAAUUAAAGUUAACCGAGUUACAAAACAGAUGGGCUAUGGGUUUAUCUAAUGGACAGAUGAGGCGUGCUAGAUUAGCGAAAGCAUUUUUGAAGAAGCCAGAUCUGGUAAUUAUAGACGAUCCCUUCUUAGGAUUAGAUUCAACUGCUAGUUCCAUUAUAUCUAAAUUUUUGGCUAAAUGUGGAGAAGAUCUUAAUAUCCCUGUGAUUAUUGGACUCAGAUACCAGGAUUCAAUUCCAAGUUGGUGUGAUCAUAUAGUGACAGUGGAUGAAACAUAUGGUGUUUUAUUUCAAGGUGCAAUAUCACAAGUUCGGGAUAAAAUUGAAUCCUUACAAACUGAAACUAAAAAACAGAUUGAAAUUAGUCAAAGGAAAUUACUUGAGACAAAUAAAUAUUCCAUUAAUGACUUAAUAUCAGCACACCCAUUUUACGGCAAGGAUAAACAUGAACUUUUUAAAGUGCCAGCUAGUAUUGAAUUUAAAGGUGUCAAUGUUUCAUACAAGGGAGAACCUGUAUUAAAAGACUUGAAAUGGGUAGUAAAGAAGGGAGCCAAAUGGCAUAUUAGAGGAGAUAAUGGAACAGGUAAGACAACCUUACUAUCUAUGGUAGUAGCAGAACACCCUCAAUCAUGGAAUUCCAAGGUUAUUGAAAAUGGCCAGCAGAGAAGAACAGGUAAAUCAAAUUAUUUCGACAUUAAUAAAAGAAUUGGUAUGUCAUCACCUGAAUUACAUGUGAUUUUUGCAAAGAAAAUCAAUGAUGGUGUAACUGUUAGAGAAUGUAUAUCAUCUGGGUUCCAUGAAGGUUCUGCAAACAAUUUUAUUCCGAUGUGGAAGAAAUUGGACAAAGAAAAACAAGAGAUUAUUAAUAUGUACAUAGAUUACUUUGGAAUUCAACAUAUUACAGAUCAAAAAGUAUUUGAACAAUUAACUGUUAGUGAACAAAAACUAGUGUUAUUUAUUAGAGCUUUGGUAAAGAUGCCUGAGGUGUUAAUCCUGGAUGAGGCGUUCUCUGGUAUGGAAGUAGAACCAGUAUUGCGUUGUCAUGAAUUUUUAGAAUCUUGGCCAGGUACUGUUCUUGUUAUUGCACAUGUAGCUAGUGAAACACCUAAAUGUGACCAUUUUAUUAAAUUAAUGGAACCGGGCAAAUAUAUAAUUGGGGAUGUAGAGAAGUAA